AUGAUCACAUUCGUUACCUACGGGCUCGUGUUCGCCAACCUGGCCCUGCCUGGACUUCUCCUGGGGGACUUGGCUUUCCGUUGCCCCAGUUGCUCGGCAGAGCAUCUGACCAUGUGUCCUAAAGUGGCCGCGGCGUGUCCAGAAAUAGUGCGGGAGCCGGGCUGUGGCUGCUGUCCGGUGUGUGCCAGGCAGGAAGGGGAGCUCUGCGGGGUCUACACGCCCAGGUGCUCCACCGGCCUCAGGUGCUACCCCAGCAUGGGCCAAGACUUCCCUUUGCACCAGCUCAUUCAGGGUCUGGGCCGAUGUGGACAGAACGUGGACGUGCAUGGGACUGAAAAUCCACUCACCAGGAAGCCCCCCAUAGAUGCCUGGUACAGGCAGGAGUCUGCCAGGAAACAACACCAAAGUCAGCUCCGAACCAAAAUGAGGAUCCAUCAGUCUGAGGAUCACAGAACCGGGAUAGAACCGCAGAGUCCCUGUCAGGAGGAACUGAACAGGGCCUUGGAGGAGAUCUCCAAAAUGACGUCCGAAGAUAACCGAGGCCCGCUCGAGAACCUUUACGAGCUCAAAUUUCCAAACUGUGACAAAGAUGGGCUUGCAACAUGUCCACCCACGGCCAGCGGGGCGAGUGUUGGUGUGUCAACCCCCUCACGGGGGUUCAGAUCCCAGAGACGCCCAAAGUCCGAGGGGAUCCCAACUGUAGCCGGUUCCAAGAGGAACUCAGAC
Molecule: messenger RNA, 726 nt
Organism: Menidia menidia (Atlantic silverside)
Lineage: Eukaryota; Metazoa; Chordata; Actinopteri; Atheriniformes; Atherinopsidae
Source: the annotation of a GenBank genome assembly